Lactuca sativa (garden lettuce) is the source of this 1478-nucleotide messenger RNA. RefSeq names its product P-loop containing nucleoside triphosphate hydrolases superfamily protein. Lineage: Eukaryota; Viridiplantae; Streptophyta; Magnoliopsida; Asterales; Asteraceae. Gene Ontology annotation, molecular function: ATP binding; nucleic acid binding. The record is from RefSeq and is a predicted model, not a curated record.
UACCACCAAGUACAAUGCACCAUUACAAGCUCGCAUAGCAGAACUGCUCACAACCGCCUUCCCUUCCGAGCUCUUCGUUUUUCAGAACCAGUUUCUCGAUUGAUUUUUGUUUUUAGCUCUGAACAAUGCCAACAGGAGAAGAUUAUAAGAUAAAGAAGAAGAACAAAUCGAUCAGGAAGAAAUUGCGGAGCGAGUCAUCGAAGGUUUCUAAUCGCAUCGCCGCCAUCAUCGCACAAAAAAAGCGUCGUCAGUCCGGCAAACGCAGAAUGUGUCAGGGAAUGUGUUUUAGCCUCCCUACUCCUGAGGAUCCUUUCCUAGACAAACCUACAAAUCUCGAUUCUAAGAAAAAGGACAAGACAAAGAAGACCAAGAAAGUUGAGCCAUCAAAGGGAGUUGAUAAUUUGUCAGAAAAAGGAAAUAAAAGAAAGGCUAAAGAAGAUGAUCAAUCAAAUGGAAAAAACCAGGAACAGAAAAGGGCAAGGGUCGAGAAAGAUUCAGAUAAAAAAAGCACCAAGAAACUUAGCACCACACGUAUUUCAAAAGAUGAAGGCUGCCCUUCAAAAUUCUUAAUCUCAUGUUUGAAAACAAUACAAGAUAUGAUGCAUCACAAUGAAGCAUUCGAACCAGGAAAGCCUCUGUUCUUUGACUCAUGGGGCUUUGAUUUUUGGAGAUGUUAUUCAAGUGGCAAACAUGUAUUGGAAACAAAUGGAAGUUGUACAAUGGAACAAGUUGCUUGGAUAGCAUCAACUGCUGUUGACACCAUUACAAAUAAGGAAAAAGAAGGCGUAUCUUUCACCACCCCUUACCUUUUAUUCCUUGUACCUUCACAACAGAAAGCAAUACAGGUACGUUCUGUAUGCAAGCCAUUAAAGGAAUUUGGAAUACACACAGUCAGUCUACAUCCUGGUGCUUCCAUAGAUCAUCAAAUUCACGGAUUAAAAACUUGUGAGCCGGAGUUUCUUGUUUGCACACCAGAUAGACUUGUGGAGCUUGUUUCCAUGGAAGCCAUAGAUAUUUCUGGAGUUCGUUCUCUGAUUAUUGAUGGAUUGGGAUCUUCUACUGAAGGAGCUUACCUUGAGAGCAUCAAAUCUAUUCAAAAGCAUAUUUCUGUUGACCCACACACUGUGGUUUUCUGCCUAAGUGACACAUAUUCAUCUGAUGUGUCAAGUCUUCUGCCAACUCCAGUGUGCAGAUUGUCACGAGAGGAAUCCCUUAUCAACAAGAAAUAGCAAUGAGAAUGAACCUGUGGUUUGUGUGUAUGAUUGAUUUGGAAGAUACAGAUGAGGAUGAUUUAAGCAAAGGUGAGGUGGUGAAUGGUGAUUAUAUUUAUAUUAGUGUAUAAAGAUAUUCUCACAAGAAUGUCUCAGGAUACUUUAAAAGGGAAAUUGAACGUGAUUUUUAGGAGAGAAGAUGUAACACAAUUGCAGGACAAUGAGUUUUAUUGUUCUCAAAAGUCAAAACUACUCAUUUUUUAUUCA